GAAGUUCCUCUCCAUACAAUUCGCAAAUCUCAAUUGAAUUUCACUUCGCCGUUUACACUAGAAAUAUUACGUGAUGGUACUGUUCAUGGAUUCUUGGGUUAUUUUGAUACCUGGUUUACACGUGACGGUCAUUAUAUUCCAUUGUCGCAGAAUGUGAAUGAUAAGAUUGAUGGCAUUACUAGCUUUACAACUGGGCCACAAG
This is a messenger RNA of Racocetra fulgida, 202 nucleotides long. The record is from the annotation of a GenBank genome assembly. NCBI's taxonomy places the organism in Eukaryota, Fungi, Glomeromycota, Glomeromycetes, Diversisporales, Gigasporaceae.